CAUGCAGCUGCGAUCCCAUGGGCUCGGUCCGAGAUGACUGCGAACAGAUGUCGGGUCUGUGCUCCUGCAAGACGGGCGUGAGGGGCAUGAAGUGCAACGUCUGCCCAGAUGGAAGCAAGAUGGGCAUGAAUGGCUGUGACAACGGACCUAAUGCCCCCAAAUCAUGUAAAGACUUGACUUGCAGUUUUGGAGCUACUUGCAUUGAAGUGAACGGCCAAGCCCAUUGUGAGUGCCCAUUACCCGACUGCGACAUAAAAAACAAAUCCAAGGUGUGCGGCUCAGAUGGGGUGACCUACGCCGAUCAGUGUCAGCUGAGGACCAUAGCCUGUAGGCAGGACAAGGACAUUACAGUGAAACACUAUGGACAGUGCACAGCUGGACAACAAGCUGAACUGGACUGCAAAUAUGGACACUGUGUACAAGAAGGGGCGGAGCAGAAUGUACUUUCUCAGAAGAAUGGUGACAACGAUCAUCCAAACUGUGUGGGCAUCGAAGGAGUUCUGGAGGCUUAUUUCCAGAGCCUGAGGACGGUGCAGCUCUACGGACCAACCAACUUUGCACCUGUCAUCAACAAAGUAGCAAAGUAA
Messenger RNA from Nematolebias whitei (Rio pearlfish), 587 nucleotides. Its product is annotated as agrin-like. The transcript has 5 exons. Gene Ontology annotation, molecular function: serine-type endopeptidase inhibitor activity; protein binding. Lineage: Eukaryota; Metazoa; Chordata; Actinopteri; Cyprinodontiformes; Rivulidae. The record is from RefSeq and is a predicted model, not a curated record. The coding region runs from base 18 to 587 and encodes 189 amino acids. Gene Ontology annotation, biological process: cell differentiation; negative regulation of serine-type peptidase activity; central nervous system development.